AUGCCCGCCAAAGACGACAAAUAUACCGACCCCGAACUGCGGGAACAGGUCAAGGAAGAAGUCAAACAGAGUGAUAAAGGUGGAAAGCCUGGCCAGUGGUCUGCUAGGAAGGCCCAGUUUAUGGCGUCGGAAUACAAAAAGCGCGGUGGAGACUAUACUACAUCAAAGCAAGAAGGACAAGAUGAGUCCCAGAAGAGCCUUGAAAAAUGGGGCAAAGAAGAGUGGCAAACGAAAGAAGGAUCAGGCACCGCGAAACAGGAGGAUGGGACGAGGAAGCGAUAUUUGCCUAAGAAAGCAUGGGAGAAGAUGAGUGAGAAGGAGAAGGAGGAGACUGAUAAGAAGAAACAGAAGGAGUCUAGAAAGGGCAAGCAAUUUGUGUCUAACACUAGUAAGGCAAAGAAGGAGAGGAAACAAGCUGCGGAAGAAAGUAAGGGUGAGGAUCAACAGGAGUCUGAAAAUGAAGACUCUGGGUCAGGCGAAGAUGAACCUGAGGGAUCAGAGGGAUCAGAUGAAGUUAAUGAAAUCGAUAACGAGGAGGAGCAAGAAGAAGAAGAGGAGGAGGAGGAGGAGGAGGAGGAGGAGGAGGAACAACAGAAUAGCGAACCUAAAGGUCAGAAUGAUCAUGAUACUGAGACCGGGAAGAAGCGCACCGCAAGCCAGGAGGCGGGAGCAAAUAAGAAACCCAAGACACGCCAGGACAGUAAGUCAGAGCGUGAGCAAGAAGACUAG
Messenger RNA from Aspergillus pseudotamarii, 729 nucleotides. RefSeq lists its product as uncharacterized. NCBI's taxonomy places the organism in Eukaryota, Fungi, Ascomycota, Eurotiomycetes, Eurotiales, Aspergillaceae. The transcript has 2 exons. The coding region runs from base 1 to 729 and encodes 242 amino acids. The record is from RefSeq and is a predicted model, not a curated record.